AGGCUGCAACCAGUUGUCAGCAUGACCGAGGAGACAGUGUUGUCAUUCAGUGUUGUUGGUCUAACUGUUGAUUAUAAUGUUGACAACUGGGUGCCAAAAAAAGGUCAGCGUCUUCUUUGUUCCCUGUGUUAUGGUUGCAUUGAAGUUUUCAAAGAUGGUCAAUGUGUUGGGAAAGUAGCAAAGGAAGCUCCUAAUACAUGCAAAGAGUGGCUGGAAAGCAAUGGCAAAUUGGAAGCAGUUGUUAUAUCGGUGCCAAAAAAGCAUAGAAACAAAGGAAGAGAGGUGCCUGUUGUAUUUGUUUUUAAAAGUGUAAAAAGCUGCUUGAUGGAAAACAUCAAAAGGGGCAUUAAAUCAGGAAUUAGUUCAUUACAAAAGAAGAAAAAAAGUGUCAGCUUAAAAGAUGGUGACUCGACUGAAAAUGUGCAUAAUGUUGGCCAGUCAGUUGGUCCGUCUCUUCAUCAUAUUCUGAUCAGUAAUUAG
Ruditapes philippinarum (Manila clam) is the source of this 480-nucleotide messenger RNA. RefSeq lists its product as uncharacterized. Bases 22 to 480 code for a protein of 152 amino acids. Lineage: Eukaryota; Metazoa; Mollusca; Bivalvia; Venerida; Veneridae. The transcript has 3 exons. The record is from RefSeq and is a predicted model, not a curated record.